CAUAAAUUCAAAUAUGCAAUCUCUAUUUGUAAAGUGUCAGAAAUGUUAACAAAGACCAGCUACUAUCAAAUGUUCUUAAUGUCGAUAUGGUUAAACUUAUAGAUUAUGUUAUUCCUGUGAUUCGUAAAUUCAUAAUCGCACAGGUCCUAUCGAUUAAUAACAUAAAACUGAAAUCAUUCCUUAUUAGGGUACACUUAUUCGCUUAAAAUAUAGAAAUGUAUCAAAAAACUUAGAAUUUUGUUCCUGCUCCUGUUAAGCUAGAACAAUCAAAUUAAAUUAAAAAGAAUGAAUUUAAAGCUUAACCGCCAACUAAAGAAUAUUUAGCAAGUGAAACAAGAAAACCUGAUUAUUCUAAAACUAUUGAUGUUAAUAGAAAACCAGAAUAUCCUGAUAGGAAAUAUGAUUAUUUAGAAAAAAAACUCGAUAGCCAUGAUAAAAGAUAUGAUUAGCAAUACUCAGGUUUUGAUAAAAAAUAGUAUACUUCUAAUCAAAAGCCUUAGGAAUUAGAUAGAGGAAGCUAAUCUAUUAUUAAUUAAUUAAAGGAUGAAUAGUAAUAAACUGAAAGAUUAAAAGCUGAAUUGAAUAUGGCUAGAGAUAAAGAAAAAGAGUUUUAAAAGCGAUUGUAAAUUAAAAUUCUUAUUUCAAUAGAUCUAAAUUAGAAUAGGAUUAUGAAUCUAAACAGAGAGAAGAUAAACAAAAAAUCUAAUAAUUAUAAGAUGAAAAUAAAAAUUUAAAUUAAAAACUCAACUAAUCUAAUAGGCAUUUACAAGAUGAAAUCAAUAAAGUUCGACAAUAAUAUGAAUCUUAACUUAAUGAACUAGAAUAAGCUUAUAAUGAAAAAGAGUAAUAGUUGGAAUAAAUAACACAGGAAUUUAAUUUUGUAAAUUAUUUUAAAAUUUAUAUCUUAGGAAGAAAUAUAAAAAAAAAUCGAAGAAUUAUAAUAAGAGUCAGAUAUGAAAGACUAAAUUAUUGAGUAAUAUCAAUAGUAACUUUAAGAUAUGUAAGAAGCAAUUCAAUAAAUUCAAGAAGAAUAAGCAAACAAUAGUCGUAAUACAAAAAAUCAAUUCUCUUCAAAUAAGAAAUUAUCAAAAAGUUAAGAUAAUGAUAAAGAUCAAAUGAUUUAGAAUUUAUAACAGUAACUUGAAGUUAAAGAUGAGGAUUGUAGAAGAUUAGAAGGUAUUUUACAUGAAUAUAUUUAAUUGUAGAAUUGAUUGAGAAUUUUAAGCCAUUAUAUUAAAAUUUAAGUGAUGAGAAAUAACAAUUAUAAGAGGAAGUUGAUAAAUUAGCUAAUGAAAAUAAUCAAUUCAGAGAAAUCUUUAGUGUAAUUUAUUCCAAAAAUUUAGUAAAACUUGCAUUUAUUCGGGAUUGAUCCAGAACAACUAAAUGAAGAUGGUGAGGACGGAGAAGGUGAAUAUCCUGAAGAAAUAGCAGAGGAAAAUGAUGAUCAAAAUGAUUGA
Messenger RNA from Paramecium sonneborni, 1457 nucleotides. NCBI's taxonomy places the organism in Eukaryota, Ciliophora, Oligohymenophorea, Peniculida, Parameciidae. The record is from the annotation of a GenBank genome assembly.